GUUUGUAAUUUUCUGUUUGAAAAAUCUAUAAUAUUGAUAAAGUAGUAUUUUUGGAACGUGCCUUAAUCGAUCAUUAACAGUUCGUUAACCACUUGGUAAAUACAGGUACGCUUCCCAACAUUUGUGUAUGCAACGCGCGCGGAUUAUUUUUAGGAAACUCUCUGGUGUGAUGUAAUCGGAUAAACAAACCCAUUCAACAUCGGUCGCGCGCUUAAAUUCAUCACACGCUGACCUUGCUUUAUUAUGCGUUAGCAGCUACAUUUAGCUCGCUGUUAUGAUGUCGAAUUAUCCAAUUUAUUCCCACUCGGUUUUAUAUCUCAGCCGAAAGCGGACGCUUCGAUUUGUCCAGUAAAGAAUCGUAUUUCGAUUCGUCAUGUUCGUUCUCUACGUCGCCGUUGUUAUUAUUUUGUUCCUAUCUUACGUAAAAUGGCGCCAAUCGUACUGGAGAAGUAAAAAUCUGUUUGAACUGGAACACGAGUUCCUCCUGGGUAACAUGAGAAAAAUAUUAACCGGAAAAAUACCCUAUUCCGAAGAAUUCAACAACUUAUACAACAUUAUCAAGUCGAAAAAACAAAUUCACGGAGGUAUUUAUGCCAUAUGGGACCCCAUAUACAUGCCCAUCGAUCCUGUAUUGAUUAAAACUAUCCUUGUAAAAGAUUUUUCGUUUUUAAAGGGUCACGGAGUGUACCAUCAUCCUAAAGACAUUCUUUCAAUGAACUUAUUCGGUGUGGAUGGAGAUGUGUGGAGACGAUUGAGAGUCAAACUGUCUCCGACCUUCACGUCAGGUAAAAUGAAAAUGAUGUUUGAAACCCUAAUGAAAAAAACGACAGGAUUUGAAACUGUAGUAGGGAAGUACGCAGAUACAGAAGAAUCUGCGCCAAUAAAAGAAAUAUCUGGAAGGUUUACUACUGAUAUCAUAGGAAGCUGUGCGUUUGGAAUAGAAUGCAAUUCUUUAGAUAAUCCCGAUAACGAAUUCCGAAGUCCAGGGAAGAAAGCAUUACAACCUGGGUUGCUAAGAUUUUACUUUAUGUCAAUUAUUCCUUGGUGGUUAUUAGGGAAUUUAGGCUUUAAAGGUAACGGCAUGGAGGCAGAAAUAUUUUACUCCAACAUCGUUAAGAAAACUAUCCGUUAUCGUGAAACAAGUAACGUUCAUCGAAAUGACUUCAUGCAGUUGCUAUUACAACUAAAGAACGAAUCUAAUACAAUCCUUGAUGAUGAUAAAGAAAACUACACUCAACUGUUGAUGAAAUAAUCGCACAAUGUUUUGUGUUCUUCGUCGCGGGAUUUGAGACGUCUUCCACCACUAUGUCGUUUGCUUUGCUCGAACUCUCGCAGAAUGAAGACG
Sitophilus oryzae (rice weevil) is the source of this 1345-nucleotide messenger RNA. RefSeq names its product probable cytochrome P450 6a21. NCBI's taxonomy places the organism in Eukaryota, Metazoa, Arthropoda, Insecta, Coleoptera, Curculionidae. Bases 374 to 1252 code for a protein of 292 amino acids. Gene Ontology annotation, molecular function: iron ion binding; oxidoreductase activity, acting on paired donors, with incorporation or reduction of molecular oxygen, reduced flavin or flavoprotein as one donor, and incorporation of one atom of oxygen; heme binding. The transcript has a single exon. The record is from RefSeq and is a predicted model, not a curated record.